This is a messenger RNA of Elgaria multicarinata webbii, 2934 nucleotides long. RefSeq names its product NSFL1 cofactor (gene NSFL1C). Gene Ontology annotation, biological process: membrane fusion; autophagosome assembly; Golgi organization. The record is from RefSeq and is a predicted model, not a curated record. NCBI's taxonomy places the organism in Eukaryota, Metazoa, Chordata, Lepidosauria, Squamata, Anguidae. The transcript has 9 exons. Gene Ontology annotation, molecular function: ubiquitin binding. Bases 43 to 1188 code for a protein of 381 amino acids. Gene Ontology annotation, cellular component: nucleus; cytosol.
GAGCAGCCCGGCCGGAGCGGUUUGGCGGUUGCACCGGGCAAGAUGGCGGAUCGGGAGGAGGCGUUGAGGGAGUUCGUGGCCGUGACCGGCGCCGAGGAGGAGCGAGCGCGGUUCUUCUUGGAGUCGGCGGGCGGGGACCUGCAGAUUGCCUUGGCCAGUUUCUACGAAGAUGGAGGUGACGAAGACAUCAUCACGCUCCCGCAGCCAGCCCCCAGCUCUGUUACCAGAGGCACCGCGGCCAGUGACCACAGGGUGACGUCAUUCCGCGACCUCGUCCACGCUCAGGAAGAGGAGGAGGAAGAGGAAGAAGGACAAAGAUUUUACGCUGGGGGCUCAGAGCGAAGCGGACAGCAGAUCGUUGGUCCUCCGAGGAAGAAGAGUCCCAACGAGCUAGUGGAGGAUUUGUUCCGGGGGGCCAAGGAGCAUGGGGCGGUGGCUGUAGAUAAAGCCGCGAAAAGCCCCGGAGAAGGCAGCAGGCCGAAAGUGAGUACGGCGGGGGCCCUCUUUGGAUCUGGCAAGCCCUUUGCGGGCGGAGGGUACCGCCUGGGAGCUGCUCCCGAGGAGGAAUCUGCUUAUGUUGCCGGAGAGAUGAGACAGAACGCUGCCCAGGAUGUGCAUGUUGUCCUGAAGCUGUGGAAGAGUGGCUUCAGCCUUGACGGUGGCGAGCUGAGGAGCUAUCAAGACCCGUCCAAUUCCCAGUUCCUGGAAUCCAUCCGCAGAGGAGAGGUUCCCGCGGAGCUUCGGCGGUUGGCUCGCGGCGGGCAGGUGAACUUGGACCUGGAGGACCAUCGUGAUGAGGAUUUUGUGAAACCCAGAGGGGCCUUCAGGGCUUUCACUGGAGAAGGGCAGAAGCUGGGCAGCACUGCCCCCCAGGUCAUGGGCACAAGCUCUGCAUCGCAGCAGGCCGAAAACGAAGCCAAAGCCAGCUCCUCCGUCACCAUCGAUGAGUCGGAGGCCACCACCAACAUCCAGAUCCGGCUUGCCGACGGCGGGAGGCUUGUCCAGAAGUUCAACCACAGUCACAGGAUCCGUGACAUCCGGCUCUUCAUCGUGGACGCCAGGCCGGCUAUGGCCGCCACCGGCUUCGUCCUCAUGACCACCUUCCCAAACAAGGAGCUUUCGGAUGAGGACCAGACCCUGAAGGAAGCUAACCUACUCAACGCCGUCAUUGUCCAGCGGUUCAUAUAAGGGGGGGCCUUCCGGCCGGCCGGCCGGCUGGCUGUACGCCCACGUCGUAUAGCCCCCGCGUGUGGCCCGCCGCGCAGUGCGGUGCCCCAGCCGUGUCAAUAGCGCCGGGUUCCAAGCUCUUGGGUUGGACUCUUUAGUUGCGUUCCCCACAUUUGUGUGUGUGUGUGCGUGUGUGUGUGCUGAUCCAUGGACUUCAAAAAAAAAAAAAAAUUAAAAUUAAACCAAACACAAACUUUCUGAAAGGAACAGCAUCUCUGCUGCCUGUUGUGCCUGCCACCCCCCCUCCCCCCUCCCUCCCACUGGAUAACUUAUGGAGCAGAUUGCCGUGCUGCCCUGCAGGGGAGAGGAGAGGUUAAAAAGGGGUGCAUGACGCCCUCCCCUCAUGCCUGCUCCAGGGGCAGCCAAAACAUUCUUCCUUCAGUGUAUUCAAUAAAGUGAACCCCUGAACUGGGGGCCUCUCUUCUCUGUUGCCAACCAAGUCCUAUAGGGCACUUCUAUGGGGUGGGGGGAGGGAAGGAAUGAAGGAAGGAAGCUGGGGGCCCCAAUCUGCCCCCUGUGCCGUCACCUGUCACCCUUCCUUGCCAUCUUCGAUCCUUCCCUGCAGGCUGUGGUGUAGCGUGAGCCUGUCCGCAUAGGGAGGGAGGGUCCCCGGCAGUCCCUUGCUGCUGACGUAGCCUAGGAAGGGUUUUCCGGUGCAAAGGGUGGGGCGGCCGUUGCCCCUUAUCGCAAGUGGCUUGGCUUUAAAAGGAAAGGGGGAAGUCUGGUGGUGAAGGCGCGGGGCGUUGCAACGGCCGGGUCUUGAUACCUGUGGGCGGGAGGUGGAGCAGGGUUUGUCUUGGAGCGCGUGACUGAACUUUCUCCAUGCUGUCUGAAAAUGAGUACAACCAGAGUCCAUCACUGUUCUGCGUUUUGGGUCCAGGUGCCUGUUUCCCCCCCCCUUUUUUUUUUUCUUUUUCUUUUCGUUUUUGUGUUUUGCAAAGAAUUCCUCAGCUGCCAGCCACUGUUGUUCUCACACGGCCACUUCGUUUACCUCAGAUAAUAUGAAGCAGGCCUUAGUCGGCCUCUUCCUUGCUGCACAGAAUGCCCGAGGCAAGCUUGUGUGUAUGGGUGAAAACGCCUCUUUGUGGAGUGGGUGUGGCGUAGACCGUCUUGACGUGGGCCUUUCCUCAACUCUGCUCAUUUUCUGUAGCUUGCAGCACCACUCAGCAGGAGCAGGAGUGCUUUACACAAAGAAGGGCGCGUGCUUCAAGAGCAGGUAUCUGAGCCUGGCGUAGCUGCCUGCCGUUAGUUCUUGAUUAUUCCACCCGAAAGUUCAUAAAUGGGCUUUUUUUUCUUUUUCUUUUCACGGCUCAACAAAUCUGCACCGAAUGUUGGCAGCGAACCCUGUAAAUUAUUGUGACAAAUGUGUGAGCAUUAAAAAUCCACAUGGGACCCAGGACCCACACCGUUUGCCCGUUUCUAAUGCAACGCGCAACACUCUCCAAUUUAGAUGUGAUGUGAGGGCGUCGGGGCAGGGGGGCAGACUCUGCUCGCAUCCCUUGAGUGGUGAACAUCUCGUCCCCUGAGGCCUAAGCUUACGCAUGUGGCAGAGUGAGGUGGGAUCGCACGACGCUUGUGGGAUCGCGUGGGCAGCGGGAGGGGACUCAAAAUCCUUCAAGCAGGAAAGCAAGGAACAGGUUGUGCUGGAACCUUCAACCCUGAUGGGUUUUCUAUUUGCAGGGAACUUGUAUAAUAAGCAGGGCCUUU